This is a messenger RNA of Toxoplasma gondii ME49, 730 nucleotides long. RefSeq lists its product as hypothetical. The record is from RefSeq and is a predicted model, not a curated record. NCBI's taxonomy places the organism in Eukaryota, Apicomplexa, Conoidasida, Eucoccidiorida, Sarcocystidae. The transcript is spliced from 3 exons. The coding region runs from base 1 to 540 and encodes 179 amino acids.
AUGAUGGUGACUAUGCAGACGUACGACAGAUUUGGAGCCGCUUUGACUCCAGUGCGGCGCUCUGUUCUCUACUUCUAUAGCCGCACCAUUUUGAUGAAGGGAAGGAAAGCGAAGAGAGUCCUCCUUCAAGAGCAACAGGAACGUGAAAAGCAACGACAGCAAGAAGACGCGGCUGCUAGUGCGGAGGCGCGCAGACAGCAGCAGCAACUGCGUACCCGGGCACUCACCUACAGAAAAAGACGUUUGACAGGUGCUGCAUUAGAGGCUCUCUGCAUUGCAAAAGAGGCAACACGUGUGACAGUGAACGAAGCAAAAAGUAUCCUUUCGGGGUUCCUGGCCCGUCGCACAAUCAAGUGCUGGAGGCUUACAGUAGUAAGGCGCCGGUGCAUGGACGUGGCGGUUUCACUCGCACGAGACGAUCUUGCGCGACAGUGGAUACGCAAAAGGUCACACGCACUGAAGGCUCUGGCCUUUUGUGAUUGGGCGUCGAACACAGUGGCUGAAAGGGAACGCAGUCAGGAGGUAAUGGCUUCAGAAUGAAUGUUAAAUUCAGCAGGGCAACUGUGCUGCUCUGGAAUUCUCAGAAUCAAUAGUAGCGGCCUGGUUUACUCGAGACGCAUCUAUGACCGAGUCAGUUUCGCUGUGAAAAAACAGUGACAACACACGGAGCUGAAGGCUUCGUUCUCGUAAAUAUUCCAUACUUGCUCGUCAGAGAAGUAAAUGAUACUCU